This is a messenger RNA of Colletotrichum paranaense, 750 nucleotides long. RefSeq lists its product as uncharacterized. The transcript is spliced from 3 exons. NCBI's taxonomy places the organism in Eukaryota, Fungi, Ascomycota, Sordariomycetes, Glomerellales, Glomerellaceae. The coding region runs from base 1 to 750 and encodes 249 amino acids. The record is from RefSeq and is a predicted model, not a curated record.
AUGUCGCUAAUCACCAAGCAACACAGCCAGCGGUCUGGACCCGAUUCUACAAGAACAACAGCCAACAAGAGACGAACCCUCAAAACCUACAGCAAACGCACGCGCGCCGCUGAUGAAGAAGUCGGCUCUGUCCUGUUCAAGAAGCGCAAACCCGAGAUCGAACCAGCAACGCGGACGCCAGACCUCCCACAGCUUCCUCCCGCUCAAUCUGCACCGCCAUCAAGCAGUAUACCCAAGAGUUCGAUCCUAAGCUACUUCAAACCCUGCCGAUCAAGCUCGGCCACUGAAGCCUCCGACCCCUUGUCCGACUCGGAAAAGCUGGUCAACACCCCGCCUUCAUCACCUCCCGUUUUCAGAAAGAUCAAGGAACCCCGUCGUCUGAGGCUACGACACAGCACGCCACUGUCACAUUCGUCGGACCCUUUGGAGGGUGAGAAGGACGAGAAUGAAGAAAGUUGUAUUGUUGUUGGACGGAAACCAUACCACGCUCGCAGGACGAGGGCACGAGGCGCCCCAGAGCUGCAAGAUGCCGACGAAAACAAACUGAACGAGCUUCCCGACCUCGGAAAGAUCGAAAACCAGGCUAGGCCGAAGAAACCUCCCUCCCGAUCAAAACCUGUUCCGACUGUUCAGACGACCAUCAAUCUCUCGUCGAAACCUACUUUUAUGGAGUGUAAGACAUGCCGGAUCGUCCUUCCUUCGGGGCAGGUCGAAGAAAGCAUGAAACUUGGCGCAACGUCUCUGGCAUAG